CCCACGUCCGGAGAGGGAUGCGGUGCGCCCUGGGAUCCCGGUAGCCUCGGACCGCGGCGCUGCAGACGCAGGGAUGGAUGAGCCGUGGUGGGAAGGGCGCGUCGCCUCGGACGUCCACUGCACCCUGCGCGAGAAGGAACUGAAGCUGCCUGCCUUCCGAGCCCACUCCCCGCUCCUGAAGAGCCGCCGGUUCUUUGUCGACAUCUUGACCCUGCUGAGCAGCCACUGCCAGCUCUGCCCUGCGGCCCGGCACCUGGCUGUCUACCUGCUGGACCACUUCCUGGACCGCUAUAACAUCACUACCUCCAAGCAGCUGUACACCGUGGCCGUCUCCUGCCUCCUGCUCGCAAGUAAGUUCGAAGACAGGGAAGACCACGUACCCAAGCUGGAGCAGAUAAACAGCACGAGGAUCCUGAGCAGCCAGAACUUCACCCUCACCAAGAAGGAGCUCCUGAGCACGGAGCUGCUGCUCCUGGAGGCCUUCAGCUGGAACCUCUGCCUGCCCACACCUGCCCACUUCCUCGACUACUACCUCUUGGCCUCCGUCAGCCAGAAGGACCAGCACUGCCACAGCUGGCCCACCACCUGCCCCCGCAAGACCAAAGAGUGCCUCAAGGAGUACGCCCACUACUUCCUAGAGGUCACCCUGCAAGAUCAUAUUUUCUACAAAUUCCAGCCUUCUGUGGUCGCUGCGGCCUGCGUUGGGGCCUCUAGAAUUUGCCUUCAGCUUUCUCCCUACUGGACCAGAGACCUGCAGAGGAUCUCAAACUACUCCCUGGAACAUCUCAGCACAUGCAUCGAGAUCCUUCUGGUAGCGUAUGACAAUGUCCUCAAGGAUGCCGUCGCAGUCAAGAGCCAGGCCUUGGCGAUGGUACCCGGCACAUCCCCAGCCCCCACCCAAAUGCUGUUUCAGCCCCCGGCGUACCCCACCCUUGGCCAGCCGACGCCUGUGGCCCUGGCGCAGUUCCAGGCCCCGGUGCAGGACCUGUGUUUAGCCUAUCGGGACUCGCUGCAGGCCCACUGUUCGGGGAGCCUGCUCUCGGGAGGCACCGGCUCAUCUCUCCACUCCCCGUACUCCUCCCUCCAGCCUCUGGAUGUGUGUCCUGUGCCCCUCCCCGCGUCCCUCAGCAUGCAGAUGGCCAUCUCAGCUGAGCCCAGGCACUGCCUCGCCACCACCUACAGAAGCAGCUACUUCAGCGGGAGCCACGCAUUCCCCAGAGGAUGUUUCGACAGAUAG
Molossus molossus (Pallas's mastiff bat) is the source of this 1237-nucleotide messenger RNA. It is a transcript of the gene CCNJL, whose product is annotated as cyclin J like. Gene Ontology annotation, biological process: mitotic cell cycle phase transition; regulation of cyclin-dependent protein serine/threonine kinase activity. Gene Ontology annotation, cellular component: cytoplasm; nucleus; cyclin-dependent protein kinase holoenzyme complex. Bases 74 to 1237 code for a protein of 387 amino acids. The record is from RefSeq and is a predicted model, not a curated record. Gene Ontology annotation, molecular function: cyclin-dependent protein serine/threonine kinase regulator activity. NCBI's taxonomy places the organism in Eukaryota, Metazoa, Chordata, Mammalia, Chiroptera, Molossidae. The transcript is spliced from 6 exons.